AUGAGUGGUGGUUGUCCUCCGACGGAGGAGACGAGGAAAGAGACAAACAACGCCGUGGAUGAUGAUGACGAUAAAGAUGAUGAUGAUGAUGAUAAAGAUAUUUCAAUGUGCGAGUUCAGAGUCGCGUGCGUGCAGUUUGAACCCGCUCACGGUGACCGAACAAAGUCUUUCGAGAAGUGCUUGAGAAUGCUCGAUGCGCACGAACAUGUGUUAUUAUCGUCCUCGUCGUCGUCAGUCGUCGCGCCUUUGUCCAUCAUCCAGUUUCCGGAGAUGUGUUUUACCGGGUACACGUUUGACUCUCGAGAGGAAAUUGAACCUUUCGUCGAAUGGGAUGACGAAGAGGAGGAGGAAGCUGUGACCAGGCAGUUUUUAUCCUCCGUCGCGAAAAGGUUUGACUGUCUCGCGAGUGCUGGGUACGUGAGAGGCAUUCGCGAUGCAGGAAGAAAAAUGUAUUAUAACGCGGUGCAAGUUAUCGAUGAAGCAGGGCGCGUGAUUCUGAGAGCGAAUAAGCACCACUUGUAUUGCAUCGACGAGACGUGGGCGGACGAAGAUAUCGAGAGUGGGUUCACGUCCCUAGAACUCGUGUUAAAAGCGAAAGGUAUUGGUAAUACUAAUAGUAGUAGGAGCAGUAGUAGUAAAGUAGAAGAAUACAGAAUUAAAACGACGGUUGGUAUAUGCAUGGAUAUUAACCCGUACAAGUUUGAAGCGCCGUGGGGUGCGUUUGAGUUUGCCAAGACGAUCGAGAAAGCGAGUUCUUCUUUAAUCUUGUUCGCCUCCGCGUGGACAAACGCGCAUCCAGACGACGAUGCGGAAACGAAAGCAAUCGUUCCAGACCGAACGGAAACGUGGAAUUACUGGUUUAAUCGAUUACUUCCUCUGUUCGUAGACCAGGAAAAAGAAGGAGAAGAAGGAAUACUACGACCUCGAAAAAGGGCUUUUGUUUUCGCCAACAGAGUAGGCGUUGAGCGCGAAAUUCAUUUCAGGAGGUAA
Molecule: messenger RNA, 990 nt
Organism: Bathycoccus prasinos
Lineage: Eukaryota; Viridiplantae; Chlorophyta; Mamiellophyceae; Mamiellales; Bathycoccaceae
Product: N-terminal amidase
Exons: 3
Coding region: 1-990 (329 amino acids)
Biological process (GO): protein catabolic process
Molecular function (GO): protein-N-terminal asparagine amidohydrolase activity; protein-N-terminal glutamine amidohydrolase activity
Source: RefSeq, a predicted model, not a curated record